Messenger RNA from Aspergillus piperis CBS 112811, 1108 nucleotides. Its product is annotated as protein-transporting protein BCP1. The record is from RefSeq and is a predicted model, not a curated record. The transcript is spliced from 3 exons. Gene Ontology annotation, cellular component: nucleus. Bases 51 to 926 code for a protein of 291 amino acids. NCBI's taxonomy places the organism in Eukaryota, Fungi, Ascomycota, Eurotiomycetes, Eurotiales, Aspergillaceae.
CAGCACAACCCCCUCAAACCCACGCCACACAUAUACUCUCAACAUACACAAUGGUCAAGCGCAAGGAACUCAAAGACAAUGAUGUCGAGAUGUCGGGGACGGAUCCCCGCGUCGACGGCGACGACUCCGAUGAGGACAUGGACAUGGUCAACGUUGACUUCGAAUGGUUCGACCCUCAACCGGCCGUCGAUUUCCACGGUCUGAAGAACCUCCUCCGUCAGCUCUUCGACACCGACGCCCAGAUCUUCGACAUGUCCGCUCUGGCCGAUUUGAUCCUCUCGCAACCUCUGCUUGGUUCGACUGUCAAAGUUGAUGGGAAUGAGUCGGAUCCAUAUGCGUUCUUGACUGUGCUGAAUCUUCAGGAACAUAAGGAUAAACCCGUCAUCAAAGACCUCACAGCCUACCUCCAGCGCAAAGCCAACGCCACACCGACACUCGCGCCCUUGGCACAGCUCCUCUCCCAAACCCCCAUCCCGCCCAUUGGCCUGAUCCUGACAGAACGUCUUAUCAACAUGCCCGCGGAGGUCGUACCGCCCAUGUACACGAUGUUGCAAGAGGAGAUCGAUUGGGCGAUCAAGGAUAAAGAGCCGUACAGCUUCACGCAUUACUUGGUUGUGUCGAAGACGUACGAGGAGGUGGAGUCGAAGCUAGAUGCGGAGGAGUCGCGGCCGCAAAAGAAGAAGAAGAAGGCUGCGGGUGGGGAGAAGGCCGAGCGGUUCUUCUUCCAUCCUGAGGAUGAGGUUCUGGAAAGACAUGCUGUGUGUGUUGGGCCUGUGGAGUACACGCAUAAGGCUGAGGAGGGGUUGUCGGAUUCGAAGCGCGCGUUCCAGGAUCUGGGUAUCGUGACGAAGGGGAGCCUCAUUUUGUUGGAGGCGAGUAAGUUGGAUGGGGCGGUUAAGGAUAUGGCGGAGUACUUCAAGCCAUAGAUAUAAUUUGCUUGUGAUUACGAUGAUUAUAUGUUAUAGACACCCAAAAAGUUGGUUUGUUCUUUGGUCAUCUGUCCGUUUCUAUUAUUCCAUCUUGGUUAUUUCUAUAGACGUUUCGUCACGGCGUUUAGUGUAAUAUUCCGUGUAUAUAAUGGCAGAACGGGAGCUUCUAGGUGGUGUUA